Messenger RNA from Zychaea mexicana, 249 nucleotides. RefSeq lists its product as uncharacterized. The record is from RefSeq and is a predicted model, not a curated record. Gene Ontology annotation, molecular function: metal ion binding. Gene Ontology annotation, biological process: protein histidyl modification to diphthamide. NCBI's taxonomy places the organism in Eukaryota, Fungi, Mucoromycota, Mucoromycetes, Mucorales, Lichtheimiaceae. The transcript is spliced from 3 exons. Bases 1 to 249 code for a protein of 82 amino acids.
AUGACGUCCUUCUAUGAUGAGAUCGAGAUUGAAGACAUGGAGUUCGACGAGGACGAGCAGAUCUAUACUUACCCAUGCCCAUGCGGAGACAAGUUCGAGAUCAGCAUCGAUGAUUUAAAGGACGGUGAAGAUGUAGCUCGUUGUCCUUCUUGCUCCCUUAUUAUUCGAGUGAUUUACGAUCCAGACGAAUUUGCAGACGAAGACGGUGGCGAAACGUUUGAAGUGGGGAAUACCGUCACUGUCGCCUAA